AUGGCUGAGGUGGGGGGGGUCUUCGCUUCCUUGGACUGGGAUCUGCACGGCUUCUCCUCGUCUCUGGGGAACGUGCCUUUAGCUGACUCCCCAGGUUUCCUGAACGAGCGCCUGGGCCAGAUCGAGGGGAAGCUGCAGCGCGGCUCGCCCACCGACUUCGCCCACUUGAAGGGGAUCCUGCGACGCCGCCAGCUCUACUGCCGCACCGGCUUCCACCUGGAGAUCUUCCCCAACGGCACGGUGCACGGCACCCGCCACGACCACAGCCGCUUCGGAAUUCUGGAGUUUAUCAGCCUGGCUGUGGGGCUGAUCAGCAUCCGGGGAGUGGACUCUGGCCUGUAUUUAGGAAUGAACGAGCGAGGAGAACUCUAUGGGUCGAAGAAACUCACACGUGAAUGUGUUUUCCGGGAACAGUUUGAAGAAAAUUGGUACAACACCUAUGCCUCCACCUUGUACAAACACUCGGACUCGGAGAGACAGUAUUAUGUGGCCCUGAAUAAAGACGGCUCACCCCGGGAGGGAUACAGGACUAAACGACACCAGAAAUUCACUCACUUUUUACCCAGGCCAGUAGAUCCUUCUAAGUUGCCCUCCAUGUCCAGAGACCUUUUCCGCUAUAGGUAA
Messenger RNA from Eubalaena glacialis (North Atlantic right whale), 624 nucleotides. It is a transcript of the gene FGF16, whose product is annotated as fibroblast growth factor 16. The transcript has 3 exons. Lineage: Eukaryota; Metazoa; Chordata; Mammalia; Artiodactyla; Balaenidae. The record is from RefSeq and is a predicted model, not a curated record. Gene Ontology annotation, molecular function: fibroblast growth factor receptor binding; growth factor activity. The coding region runs from base 1 to 624 and encodes 207 amino acids. Gene Ontology annotation, cellular component: cytoplasm. Gene Ontology annotation, biological process: positive regulation of cell population proliferation; cell differentiation; positive regulation of gene expression.